AUGCGAUCCGACCUCGACCCCGGGCUUGGGGUGUGGGGUCGAGUUCCGGAGCUCGCAGUGGGUAGAGAUCUGGUUUCAGGAGAGGGGCUCACUCGCGAGCUUGGGGGCGUGGCCUCGUCCUAGGUGACGUAGACGCGGGGUGGGCGGGCUCACCUUUAGGGCUGAGAUUCGGAUCCAGGUGUAAAAGAGAGGCGGGGCUCCCCGCCAAUUCGUUGAGAAGCCGGUGCGGUGUCAUGGAGACCCUCGCGGCCGCCGCCCCUGCCGGGAACUUCUUCCCCUCAUUCCUGUUCUUGGCCUGCGGGACGCUAGUGGCCGCUCUGCUGGGCGCCGCGCACCGCCUGGGGCUCUUCUACCAGUUGUUGCACAAGGUGGACAAGGCAAGCAUUCAGCAUGGCGGGGAGAACGUGGCAGCUGUGCUGAGGGCCCAUGGUGUGCGCUUCCUCUUCACACUGGUCGGUGGGCACAUUUCCCCGCUGCUGGUGGCCUGUGAGAAGAUGGGCAUCCGUGUGGUGGACACUCGCCACGAAGUCACAGCCGUCUUCGCUGCCGAUGCCGUGGCCCGCCUGACUGGGACGGUGGGUGUGGCUGCAGUGACAGCAGGCCCGGGCCUCACCAACACGGUGACUGCAAUGAAGAAUGCCCAGAUAGCUCAGUCCCCAGUCCUGCUUCUGGGUGGGGCUGCCAGCACACUCCUGCAGAACCGGGGUGCACUCCAGGCCAUUGAUCAGAUGUCCCUGUUUAGGCCACUGUGCAAGUUUUGUGCUUCCGUGCGGAGGGUGCGAGACAUUGUGCCCACUCUGAGGGCUGCGAUAGCUGCUGCCCAGUCGGGCACCCCAGGUAGGUGGAGGGUGCUGGGCAGUGGUCAGGCCCUAAGGCUUGGGUCUAGGGAGGCGUGGCAGGCUCAGUAUCCUCCCUGCCCCUCUGCAGGCCCAGUGUUUGUGGAGCUGCCCAUCGAUGUGCUGUACCCCUACUACAUGGUCCAGAAGGAGAUGGUGCCAGCCAAGCCGCCCAAGGGCUUCAUGGGUCGAGUGGUCACCUGGUACUUAGAGAAUUACCUGGCCAACCUCUUUGCAGGAGCUUGGGAGCCUCGGCCUGAGGGCCCUCUGCCUCUGGACAUUCCCCAGGCAUCCCCCCAGCAGGUUCAGCGCUGUAUGGAAAUCUUGAGCCGAGCCAAAAGGCCCCUUAUUGUGCUGGGAAGCCAGGCUCUGCUGCCCCCGAUACCUGCUGAAAGACUUCGGGCUGCUGUGGAGACCCUUGGCAUCCCCUGCUUCCUGGGAGGGAUGGCACGAGGACUGCUGGGCCGCAACCACCCCCUACACAUCCGGCAGAACCGUAGUGCUGCCCUGAAGAAAGCAGAUGUUGUCCUUCUGGCAGGAGCCGUGUGUGACUUCCGCCUGUCUUAUGGCCGUGUCCUUAGCCGCAGCAGCAAGAUCAUCAUUGUCAACCGUAACCGGAAAGAGAUGUUGCUUAACUCAGACAUGUUCUGGAAGCCCCAGGAAGCUGUUCAGGGAGACGCGGCCUCCUUUGUGUUGAAGCUGGUGGAGGGCCUUAAGGGCCAGACGUGGGCCUCAGACUGGACAGAGGAGCUUCGGCAAGCUGACCGGCAGAAGGAGCAGACCUUUCGGGAGAAGGGGUUGAUGCCUGUAGCCCAGCACCUGAACCCAGUGCAGGUACUGCAGCUGGUGGAAGAAACUCUGCCUGACAACUCAAUUCUGGUGGUUGAUGGUGGGGACUUUGUGGGCACUGCCGCCCACCUGGUGCAGCCCCGUGGCCCCCUGUGCUGGCUUGAUCCUGGGGCCUUUGGGACUCUGGGCGUUGGUGCAGGAUUUGCACUUGGGGCCAAAUUGUGCCGGCCGGAUGCCGAGGUGUGGUGCCUGUUUGGAGAUGGAGCUUUUGGCUAUAGCCUCAUUGAAUUUGAUACCUUCGUCAGGCACAAGAUCCCAGUGAUUGCUUUGAUCGGGAAUGAUGCUGGCUGGACCCAGAUUUCUCGGGAGCAGGUGCCGUCUCUGGGCAGCAAUGUGGCCUGUGGCCUGGCUUACACUGAUUAUCACAAGGCAGCCAUAGGACUUGGCGCCCAGGGCUUGCUGCUCUCACGGGAGAAAGAAGAUCAGGUGGUCGAGGUGCUUCAUGAUGCUCAAAAGCAGUGCCGAGAUGGCCACCCGGUUGUGGUCAACAUCCUUAUUGGGAGGACGGACUUCCGAGAUGGCUCCAUUGCUGUGUAGGGCCUCGUGGGUUAGUAUCCUUGGCCUUCCCACCCCUGGACUGUGCCUAGUUGGUUUAGAGUCUCAUCCUUGCCUGCCUUGGAGCUGGCCUAUCAGGUCCAGUGACUCUACAACCCUCUCUGAAGACAGGGUGGGGCUGGGGUUGGGGAGGUGUGGGUCAGAGCUCAGAGAGGUUCCCUGGCAGCACUAGAGAGCUCCUGGGCCUUUUCCACUGUGGGCACACCCUUUCUCCCUUCCUCUCAUGUGCACUGAAUAAACCACCUCUGGUCCAUGUGGCUCCAGCACUCAUUCCAGAA
This is a messenger RNA of Mustela lutreola (European mink), 2518 nucleotides long. RefSeq names its product ilvB acetolactate synthase like (gene ILVBL). Gene Ontology annotation, cellular component: acetolactate synthase complex. The record is from RefSeq and is a predicted model, not a curated record. Bases 234 to 2222 code for a protein of 662 amino acids. Gene Ontology annotation, biological process: L-valine biosynthetic process. Gene Ontology annotation, molecular function: acetolactate synthase activity; magnesium ion binding; thiamine pyrophosphate binding. The transcript is spliced from 15 exons. Lineage: Eukaryota; Metazoa; Chordata; Mammalia; Carnivora; Mustelidae.